Molecule: messenger RNA, 2692 nt
Organism: Empidonax traillii (willow flycatcher)
Lineage: Eukaryota; Metazoa; Chordata; Aves; Passeriformes; Tyrannidae
Gene: DYRK1A
Product: dual specificity tyrosine phosphorylation regulated kinase 1A
Exons: 12
Coding region: 358-2634 (758 amino acids)
Biological process (GO): peptidyl-serine phosphorylation; protein autophosphorylation; peptidyl-threonine phosphorylation
Cellular component (GO): nucleus
Molecular function (GO): protein serine/threonine/tyrosine kinase activity; transcription coactivator activity; protein serine/threonine kinase activity
Source: RefSeq, a predicted model, not a curated record
GCCGCCGAUCGCAGCCGAGCCGAGGCGAGGCCGAGCCGCCGCCGGGCGCUGCGCAGGUUUGGACCGCGCGCCAUUUUGUGAGGGCAGCGAACACCCAGAGCCCGGCCGGGGACCCGCCGGGCCGCCCGCGCCCCCCUUCCCUGCGCGGCCACCGCCGCGGCCCGAGGGAGGAGGAGGAGGCGCCGCCGCCGCCGAGGCCCCCGGGCGGGGGAAGAGCGGGAGGACGCGCCCGGGCCGCUCGCCCCGCCGAAGGGAGGAGGCCUCGCCCCGGGAGAAGCCGCCGCUCGGUGUUGUUUGCUGCUGGACUCCCCCUGGCCCCACAACCCCGCAGGAUGAUAUGAGACUUGAAAGAAGACGAUGCAUACAGGAGGAGAGACUUCAGCAUGCAAACCUUCAUCUGUUCGGCUUGCACCAUCGUUUUCAUUCCAUGCUGCUGGCCUUCAGAUGGCUGGACAGAUGUCCCACUCCCAUCAGCAGUACAGUGACCGGCGGCCGCAGAACAUCAGUGACCAGCAGGUGUCUGCCUUAUCCUACGCUGAGCAGCUCGAGCAGCCACUCCCACUGACAAACCAGAGGCGGAUGCCCCAAACUUUCCGUGAUCCAGCCACUGCUCCACUGAGGAAACUCUCCGUAGAUUUGAUCAAAACAUACAAGCAUAUUAAUGAGGUUUACUAUGCAAAAAAAAAACGGCGGCAUCAGCAGGGCCAGGGAGAUGAUUCCAGUCACAAGAAGGAGAGGAAGGUUUACAACGACGGCUACGACGACGACAACUACGAUUAUAUCGUGAAAAAUGGGGAGAAGUGGAUGGACCGGUAUGAAAUCGACUCUUUAAUAGGCAAAGGAUCCUUUGGACAGGUUGUCAAGGCCUAUGACCGAAUGGAGCAGGAGUGGGUAGCCAUCAAAAUCAUCAAAAACAAGAAGGCUUUCUUAAACCAGGCCCAGAUUGAAGUCAGACUGCUCGAGCUGAUGAACAAACAUGACACUGAGAUGAAGUACUACAUAGUGCAUCUGAAGCGUCACUUCAUGUUCCGGAACCAUCUGUGCUUGGUGUUCGAGAUGUUGUCCUACAACCUGUACGACCUGCUGAGGAACACCAACUUCAGGGGGGUGUCCCUGAACCUCACCAGGAAGUUUGCCCAGCAGAUGUGCACGGCUCUGCUCUUCCUGGCCACCCCCGAGCUCAGCAUCAUUCACUGUGACCUAAAACCCGAGAACAUCCUGCUCUGCAACCCCAAGCGGAGCGCCAUCAAGAUCGUCGACUUCGGCAGCUCGUGUCAGCUGGGGCAGAGGAUAUACCAAUAUAUCCAGAGCCGUUUCUAUCGAUCACCAGAGGUGCUACUGGGAAUGCCUUAUGAUCUUGCGAUUGACAUGUGGUCCCUGGGGUGUAUUUUAGUGGAGAUGCACACUGGAGAGCCUCUCUUCAGUGGGGCAAACGAGGUGGAUCAGAUGAAUAAAAUAGUGGAAGUUUUAGGGAUACCACCUACCCACAUCCUCGACCAAGCACCAAAAGCAAGAAAGUUCUUUGAGAAGUUGCCAGAUAGCACUUGGAACUUGAAGAAGACCAAAGAUGGAAAAAGGGAAUACAAACCGCCCGGAACUCGCAAACUUCACAAUAUCCUGGGAGUUGAGACCGGAGGGCCGGGCGGGCGCCGGGCUGGGGAGCCGGGUCAUACUGUAGCCGACUACUUGAAGUUCAAAGACCUCAUCUUAAGGAUGCUUGACUAUGACCCCAAGACACGGAUCCAGCCCUACUACGCCCUGCAGCACAGUUUCUUCAAGAAAACAGCGGAUGAAGGUACAAACACGAGUAACAGCGUGUCCACCAGUCCUGCCAUGGAGCAGUCGCAGUCUUCAGGAACCACCUCUAGUACAUCUUCGAGCUCAGGUGGAUCUUCCGGAACGAGCAACAGCGGGAGGGCACGGUCGGACCCCACGCACCAGCAUCGACACAGUGGUGGGCACUUCACUGCUGCUGUUCAGGCAAUGGACUGUGAAACACACAGCCCACAGGUCCGGCAGCAGUUCCCUCCCCCGAUCGGUUGGACGGCCACCGAAGCCCCGACACAGGUCACUGUUGAAAACCACCCAGUCCAAGAAACCACCUUCCACGUAAACCCUCAACAACAGAAUGCAUUACAUCAUCACCACGGCAACAGCUCCCACCACCACCACCAUCACCACCACCACCACCACCACCAUGGACAGCAAGCCUUGGGCAGCCGGACCAGGCCGAGAGUCUACAAUUCUCCAACAAACAGCUCCUCCACCCAGGAUUCUAUGGAGGUGGGCCACAGUCACCACUCCAUGACAUCCCUGUCUUCCUCAACUACUUCUUCCUCUACAUCUUCCUCCUCUACUGGUAACCAAGGCAAUCAGGCCUAUCAGAACCGCCCGGUGGCUGCCAACACCUUGGACUUUGGACAGAACGGAGCGAUGGACAUGAAUUUAACAGUCUACUCAAACCCACGCCAAGAAACUGGCCUGGCCGGACAUCCCACGUACCAGUUCUCUGCUAACACAGGGCCCGCUCAUUACAUGACUGAAGGACACCUUGCCAUGAGGCAAGGCAUUGAUAGAGAAGAGUCUCCCAUGACAGGAGUUUGUGUGCAGCAAAGUCCUGUGGCUAGCUCGUGACUAAACUGAAAACUCAAAAAGUUUGUUUCUUGUGUGUUUUUAUAGAAGUGGUGUUUUU